This is a messenger RNA of Hansenula ciferrii, 1440 nucleotides long. Its product is annotated as putative WD repeat-containing protein. The transcript has a single exon. Gene Ontology annotation, molecular function: protein binding. The coding region runs from base 1 to 1440 and encodes 479 amino acids. Gene Ontology annotation, biological process: regulation of DNA double-strand break processing. Gene Ontology annotation, cellular component: site of double-strand break; nucleus. The record is from RefSeq and is a predicted model, not a curated record. NCBI's taxonomy places the organism in Eukaryota, Fungi, Ascomycota, Saccharomycetes, Phaffomycetales, Wickerhamomycetaceae.
AUGGACUCAUUACCAAUUGGAUUCGGUGAAGGAAAUACUGCUGGUGCUCAAAAUCAUGAUAUUUAUUCCAGGUACUUAAGACCCGUUCAACCAAAAGAAAGUGAUGAAUCUGAGUCUGAUAAUAGUGACAGUGAUGAUAGUGAUAGUGAUGAUGAUAAAGAACAAUUCCCAAUAACCCAUUCUUUCCAAUUAGACCCUCACACCAGACGUAUCGAAUCAACUACAUUCUCUCCUCAUGGUGAUAAAUUAUAUUCUUCAUCAAAUGAUUUAAACUUAAACAUUUAUGACUUUAAUCAAAUGAAUCCAAUCUCUUCAAACCCUGUUAAAUCAUUAGAAAUUUAUGAGACUAAAUUCAUUAAAAUUUUAAAAACAAAUUCAAGAGGUGAUUUAUUAGCAAUUCCUAAUUCUGGUUUUUCAUUUAGAGCUCUUGACUCAAAGGGUUCAACCAUACAUGAAUUCCCAGAAGGUGAUCGUUAUAUAUAUGAUGUUACCAAGACAAAAGGACAUACAGAUAUAAUUACAGAUUGUUCAUGGUCUCCCACAAAUCCUGAUAAAUUUAUAACAUGUUCGAAUGAUUCUACAUUCAGGAUAUGGAAUUUGAAAACUAAGCAACAAGAAUCAGUUGUUUUCAUUAAAGAUAAAGGUAAGAAAACUAAAGUUAAAUUUAUUAGAUAUACAAUUGAUUCUAAAUAUAUUAUUGUCAUUGAUAAUGAUUCAAGAUUGACUAUUUGGGACUUAGCUACAAAUUUGAAAAGACCUAUGAAAGAAAUUCAACUCAAUAGUAAAAUCAUGGCCAUUGAAACUUCAACUACUGAUGAAAAUUCAAUAGUAGUAAGAAGUUCUGAUUAUUCAUUAAAAUUAUAUGACCUAAGAACUGAUUUAUCAAGACCAGUUAUUCAAAGACUUAAUUUCAAAACUAUGGAUACCCCUUAUACAAAUCAAUUAAUUUAUCAUGAUCAAUUUAUAAUAACUUUUAUCAAUAAUGAACAAGAUUUGGGGAAAAAUGAAUUACAUAUAUUGGAUAAAUCUGAUUUAGUAACAUUAGAAAAAUUAUCAUAUGAUGAAGAAAUUACAAGUAUUUCAUGGAAAGAGGAGAUUAAUCAAAUAAUUGUUGGUUUUAAAUCUGGGAAAUUAGAAAUUUUAUUUAAUCCACAAGUUUCUAAAAAUGGGAUUAAAAUUUCAAUUAAUAAUAAACCUAAGAAGAGGAAAAAUUUUGAUGAAAAUGAUAAUUUUAUAACUUCUUCAACUUCAAAUAUUGCUUAUAAUAUGAAUGAAUUAGCUGAAUUAAACAAAUCCAAAAAAUCAAAAACAAAUGAUAAUGAUGAACCUAAAAAACAAAAAUUUAUUUGGGGUACUACAGAUGCUGAAAAAAUUGAAAAUAAUAUUAAUUUAGAAGAUCCAAGAGAAGCUUUGAAAAAAUUUGUUGAAUCUAAAAAAUGA